GGGAAAGCGAUAUGUAAGAACUUUAACUUUUAUUUUUAUUGGGUGUUACGUCCCUGCUCAACGUUACUCGGUAGGUGCUUAUAAUGAGAAGGUCUCGAUGCACAAUAGGUAAUACUGCAUCGUACCCCCGAAUGCCGUACUACGCAAACUCGCGGCAAUUAACAUAUCCUCAAAUUUGCAUCGAUAUUGACUCCUAGUGUAAAGUAGCACCAACUAAUAAAACGGGAAAUUCACAUCGACCGGAAGGAUGCAGCUUCUCGGGAGUCUCGGGAUCUUGACGGUUGUCCUCCUCUGGCAAACCAGAGUCGCACUCUCAUACGACACCACUCCAUUCAUCGGACCGCUCGACCCCUGGAAGGUAACCCGGCUGAAUAUCACGGCUCCGGAGCCCGGCCGCUCGGGACCCCUUCACAUUGACCUGGCGAUCUCAAAUCCCAACAAGGUCUCAGCGGGCACAGCGCCGCACGCGGAUGGCGGUGGGUACUUGCCGUUUGACCCAAGCGCUGCGAACUGCACCGUCGAGAGCGCGGACGGGGGCACAGCUGUGAGCGACACCUGCAUUGAGACGACGCACUACUCGUACGGGGUAUGGUCGGUAGAUUUGCUGCCUGGAAUAACUACCUAUAUUGACCAUCGGAGCUUCAACCUGAAUUUCACGCUGAACUACAACGUUACUCGCUGGGGAUGGGUUCUAUACAAAGUAUAUGAGGGUACGGGACACUUCGAAGUCGGUGGUAAUUUGGAAGACGGACCCUGUGAUGAUGUGAGUGGGACGUGCUUGUUCACGCUGAAGGCAGAUAGCACGCCGGUUUUGAUACCGCCAACGAUGACGGCUUGCAAGGGGACUUGUAAACUGAAUUAGUUGGGAGGGGAAGAUUGCCUGUCUUGUGGUUGGUGAGGAUGGUUACUAGACACCUCUUUUGUGAAGCGAAAUAGGACUAACGAGGAAGUAUCACCUACAAAACCCUCCUAAAUAAUUAUUUUGCAGAGUUAUUCACAUACGUAUUUAUUUC
Molecule: messenger RNA, 1013 nt
Organism: Daldinia loculata
Lineage: Eukaryota; Fungi; Ascomycota; Sordariomycetes; Xylariales; Hypoxylaceae
Exons: 1
Coding region: 248-862 (204 amino acids)
Source: RefSeq, a predicted model, not a curated record